This is a messenger RNA of Malassezia vespertilionis, 1251 nucleotides long. RefSeq names its product carbamoyl-phosphate synthase (glutamine-hydrolyzing) (gene CPA1). Gene Ontology annotation, biological process: 'de novo' pyrimidine nucleobase biosynthetic process; L-arginine biosynthetic process; L-glutamine metabolic process. Gene Ontology annotation, cellular component: cytoplasm; carbamoyl-phosphate synthase complex. Lineage: Eukaryota; Fungi; Basidiomycota; Malasseziomycetes; Malasseziales; Malasseziaceae. The coding region runs from base 1 to 1251 and encodes 416 amino acids. The transcript is spliced from 2 exons. Gene Ontology annotation, molecular function: carbamoyl-phosphate synthase (glutamine-hydrolyzing) activity. The record is from RefSeq and is a predicted model, not a curated record.
AUGUAUAACAAGCUGACCAGGGACGACUAUAUCAUCGUUGCUGUGUUCAAGUCUGCGUUCCAAGGCAAGUCGUUUGGUGCACAGCACAAUGCGUAUGGCGAGACUGUAUUUACCACGUCGAUCACAUCGUAUCCCGAUUCGCUCACCGACCCUUCCUACCAAGGCCAGCUGCUCACAUUCACCACACCGCUGAUGGGCAACUACGGCAUCCCCGACAACCGCACGCCUGGAUCCGCGCGUGAACAUCCGAUGGACGUGGAUAUUGGCUGCUUCCUUGAGUCGAAAAACGUGCAGGCAGCCGGCGUAAUUGUAAGCGAGCUGUGCGAGCGUUUCUCGCACUUUCAAGCCGUCGAGUCGCUGGCCUCUUGGUGCGCGCGUCACAACGUGCCGGGAAUCCAGGGUGUGGAUACGCGUCAGCUGACUACGCUUUUGCGCAAUCAGGGCUCGACGCUGGGCGCUAUCUUGGUUGGCGAGGACGCUGAUCAUGUCCCCAGCCCCGAUGCGUUUAUCGACCCGAUGGAGGAGAACCUUGUGGCAAAGGUGUCGGUCAAGUCUCCGCAAACCUUUCAGCCCAAGGGCGGCGCAGCGAAUGCGCGUGCGCACAUUGCGCUCAUGGAUUUCGGUAUGAAGGGCAACAUCCUUCGCUCGCUCCUGCGCAACAAUGUCUCGGUCACCGUCGUUCCUUGGAACUACGAUUUCAACAAGGCCCGCGAUCAAUUCGAUGGUCUCUUUCUCAGCAACGGGCCCGGAAAUCCAGCUUCUAUCAUGCAGUCUGUCGACAUUGUCCGCCGCGCGAUAAGCGAGUGGGACCGGCCGAUCUUUGGUAUUUGCAUGGGUCACCAAAUCAUUGGCCUUGCUGCCGGUAUCCGCGCAUACCGCAUGAAGUUUGGCAACCGCGGCCAUAACCAGCCGGUGCUUGCACUUGGAUCAGGGAACAUGCGCGUCAAGCCAGGCCGCGUAUACAUUACCUCGCAAAACCACGGAUACGCACUUGCAUACAAUGAAGAAGGCGAGGAUGCGUGGCCGCAGGGCUGGGCGCCAUGGUUUAUCAACGCAAACGACUGGAGCAUCGAGGGGAUUGUCCGCUCCGGUGCGCUCGAGUCGGGAUCGAAGCAGGCACCCGUAUGGGGCGUCCAAUUCCAUCCCGAGCAUGCGGGCGGGCCUGAAGAUACCAACCCGCUCUUUGACGACUAUAUCGAGCAAGUGGUUCAGUACAAGGCACUACGUGAGGGGAAGAGUGCGUCUGCGUAA